Megalops cyprinoides (Indo-Pacific tarpon) is the source of this 3010-nucleotide messenger RNA. Its product is annotated as ras-related protein Rab-26. NCBI's taxonomy places the organism in Eukaryota, Metazoa, Chordata, Actinopteri, Elopiformes, Megalopidae. The transcript has 9 exons. Gene Ontology annotation, molecular function: GTPase activity; GTP binding. The coding region runs from base 558 to 1319 and encodes 253 amino acids. The record is from RefSeq and is a predicted model, not a curated record.
UGACCAAGAACACGUGAAUUGCUUUUUCAUUGAUCGUUUUAAGUCAGGACUCCUGUGCAAAAGCAGUACUGCACCUUUAAAGUACUCUCGCUCCUACAAGUAGUGUGAGCGCUUCGGAGCGCCGGCCUCCGCCGCUGCGUUUCGCGGUGCGCGCUCAUGUGACCGGCCGCUGCGAAGGUGCGAGUCUGGCUGCCAUCCCCUGAUGUGCGCGCGUUUAACGCGAAGAUGGUGAGACGUCGCGUUUCGUAAAACACAAGCUAAGCAAGCUGCCGAUACACAGGGCGACCCUGCCUGUGUCGGUACGGAGGGAAAAGAAACGAGAGCCCAGUGUGUAAGUGGACGGGAUAUUAGCGCUCAACGGACAAGGAGACGGAAAGCGCAGCGAGUGGACCAGGACGGGCAAUGACACUGGCGAACGGAUGAAGUGAUUUUUACGCUGAAUUACGGACUGUUUUGAAGGGAAGGAAAGAGUGCAGUGAUUUACUCUCAACAUAUCUGUGUUUCCUUCACAAAAACGAGAGGGUCGUUGACAGGCAGAGCGCAAUCCCGUGUGCAACAUGUCCAGGAAAAAGACAGUCAAAAGCAAGAACCGGACCAAAGGUCCCUCUGCUUCCCCGAAAAGCAAAGGCAACGGGAAAGGUGCGAAAGGAACCGCCGGAACCGAGCCUCAGUCGAACGGAGUGGUCCACCCCAGCCGACCCUCUCUCAGUAACAGCGGAGAGUUCUACGACGUCGCUUUUAAGGUGAUGCUGGUGGGAGACUCAGGUGUGGGGAAGACCUGUCUGCUGGUGCGCUUCAAAGACGGAGCCUUCCUGGCAGGAAGCUUCAUCUCCACCGUGGGCAUCGACUUCAAAAAUAAAGUGCUGAACAUUGAUGGUGUGAAGGUGAAGCUCCAGAUCUGGGACACAGCUGGGCAGGAACGAUUCCGCAGUGUGACACAGGCCUACUACCGCGAUGCCCAUGCUCUCCUGCUGCUCUAUGACGUCACUAACAAAACAUCCUUCGACAGCAUCCAGGACUGGCUGACAGAGAUCCAUGAAUAUGCCCAGCAAGAUGUGGUGCUGAUGUUGCUGGGCAACAAGGCUGAUGCUACACAUGACAGAGUGGUAAAAAGAGAAGAGGGGGAGAAACUGGCUAAGGAGUAUGGGGUGCCCUUUAUGGAGACCAGUGCGAAGUCUGGCCUUAAUGUGGAGCUGGCCUUCACUGCAGUGGCCAGCGAGCUGAAACACAGAGUGAUGAAGGAACCCUCUGAGCCCCAGUUCCACCUACAGGACUACGUCAACAAGGAGAUGAAGAGUGCAGGGUGCUGCAGGCCUUAACACUGCAACACAGCCGUACUAAUGGAGCCCCCGUGUGCGAGUAUGUGUAUGUUUGUGUGUGUGUGUGAGUGCACGCACGUGUAUGUGUGUGUGUGCGUGUGCGUGCAUGCAUGUGUGUGUGUGUGUGCGUGUGUUUGAGUGCAGGUCUGGACUGUUGCCUUCUUGCCAUCAUUCUUUUAAAAUAAAUUAAUACAUAAAAUCACAGAAACUAAACAGCAAACCCCUUGGGGAAACCAGGAGGACAGCACUGGCCCCAGUGGAGAUCCCAAACACAGGUGAGGUCGCCUGUGCAGUGGUGGGAUGAGAGAUCUGUCUGUGCCGUGCUUUGGGCUGAUUUGUUGUUUCUGUGGAUCCACUCACGCCGCACACACAGGUUACACCCUCUUUCCCCUCACCAGCCAGUCAUCUGCGGUUUUUGUUACAAUCAGGCAAACCGAGUCCGUAACAACACCAGCAAUCCAGCCAGAUGCUCCUGAGUCAGACACCCCUCACCAACACCCCUGCAAACGCACGAGCAAAUAUCUCAUUCAGAGUCCUGCACAUGUACUCACCAAAUAUAAAACUGUACAUAAAUACCACACACAUCCCACAUAAGGUUAACAGACAAAUGUAUAAAUACUGUAAGUUCCCAAAUAUACCCCUCAUAACAAUACCCUUACAUACUCCUAAUAUAUACCCCGUUUACCCCGGGGUUAUAAAUAAUCAUGAAUACCCCUGACUUCAUUUGACUUCACCAGUUCUAUUUCACUGCUGUUGUAGUUCUCUGCUGAUGAUUCAUCUCCAGAAUACAGAAGCAGUGUAUGAAAGGCAAUACAUGUGAGAAUGUACGAAUUUACUGUUACAGGCCACCACCAUUGAUCAGUGUGUGACUUACCUUAUCAUGGUGAAUGUGGCAGUGUGUUGGGCUUGUUUUACUGUUUGGCAGUGGAACAGGAAGCUGCAGUGUCCCCAGGUGUGAGCCCUGACUGAGUCUGACACAUUCACAGAUGUUCAGCUCCAGGCUCAGGCUGUGCAGCUCCACGCAGCCAUGUCCUGCAGGUGUGUGCUGAUGAGCGAUUGGAUGCCCACAUUCACAAAGGUGGAAGGGACUGCACACCUGUGCAGGUCAGCGUGUCUGAACUGAGGCAUUAAACACAUCAUUCAAUAUGAAGCAGAGUUUAUAGUUGUACAUCAAUGUCAAUUUUUAUUUUAUUGAUGCCUUAGACAAAAGUGCUUCGGUAGUAGAGAAUUAGUUGUUUAGAGAUCGUAGCUAUGUGAGAAAAGAGAUGUACUGUUAAAUGCGUGUAAAUUGAGAUGAGCAGUGAAAAUGCUCGGAUGAUAUCCGUACUGUUGUCCUUUGUGAGGUCUCUGCAAGUGUUGUACAGAAACUUGAAACUACAUUCAAACCCAUUUGCAAAUAAAUGGAAUUUCAUUUAAUAUUUGUCAUUAUUCACAGAGCUACAGUAUUGUAAACAUCAUUGAAUAUGUAUUGCUGAUGUAUUUGUAAAAUGUAUGAAUAUGAUGCACAUUGUGUUUUCUGUUCCACCAGUACAUCAUAUGACCAUAGCCUUUUUCAUAGGAAUCCGAAUAUCUCACGUUUCUAUUGACUCACACAACUUUUUUUCUCAUUUGAAAGAGCAGAAUCUAAUGCAAUAAUGCCAGGACUGAGCUGUUUGCAGUGUGAAUUAUUUCAUUUGUACUUGUGUUUAUAU